AUGGAGGCAGCCACAGCUCCCGAGGUGGCCUCCUCAGGAUCCACACUGAAGGUGAAAGAAACGAGCCCAGCAGAUGCAGAAGGACCCCCAGCUUCACCUCGACAGGAGGCCGGCAGCCCCAUUCCCCAGCUCCUGUCCCCUAUAGAAGAGCACCCCAAGAUCUGGCUACCUCGCGCCCUGAGGCAGACCUAUAUCCGGAAGGUCGGAGACACCGUGAACCUACUAAUCCCAUUCCAGGGCAAACCCAAACCUCAAGCCACCUGGACACAUGAUGGCUGUGCCUUGGAUGCCGGCCGUGUGAGUGUGCGCAAUGGGGAGCGGGACUCCAUCCUCUUCAUCCGAGAAGCCCAACGUGCUGACUCAGGUCGCUACCAGCUCAGCGUGCGGCUGGGCGAGCUGGAGGCCACUGCCACCAUUGACAUCCUGGUGAUCGAGAGGCCAGGCCCUCCUCAGAGUAUCAAGUUGGUGGAUGUUUGGGGCUCCAAUGCUACUCUGGAGUGGACACCUCCCCAAGACACAGGCAACACGGCACUCCUCGGAUACACCGUGCAGAAGGCUGACACAAAAUCUGGGCUGUGGUUCACGGUGCUGGAACGUUAUCACCGCACCAGCUUCACAGUCUCCAACCUCAUCGUGGGCAACUCCUAUGCAUUUCGAGUCUUUGCUGAGAACCAGUGCGGGCUCAGUGAGACAGCCCCCAUCACUGCUGACCUUGCCCACAUCCAGAAAGCAGCUACCCUUCGCAAGACUGGGGGGUUUGCACAGCGAGAUUUCUCUGAAGCCCCAAAGUUCACCCAGCCUCUGGCAGACUGCACCACGGUCAUGGGCUAUGACACCCAGCUCUUCUGCUGCGUCCGCGCCUCUCCCAAGCCAAAGAUCAUCUGGCUGAAGAACAAGAUGGAUAUCCAAGGCAACCCCAAGUACCGAGCCCUCACUCACCUGGGAAUCUGCUCUCUCGAAAUCCGCAAGCCUGGUCCCUUUGAUGGGGGUAUCUACACCUGCAAGGCAGUUAACCCCCUGGGGGAGGCAUCUGUGGACUGUCGGGUGGAUGUGAGAGUUCCUGGCUGA
Molecule: messenger RNA, 1068 nt
Organism: Puma concolor (puma)
Lineage: Eukaryota; Metazoa; Chordata; Mammalia; Carnivora; Felidae
Source: RefSeq, a predicted model, not a curated record